Messenger RNA from Eimeria maxima, 2274 nucleotides. RefSeq names its product ATP-dependent RNA helicase, putative. The transcript is spliced from 12 exons. Gene Ontology annotation, molecular function: nucleic acid binding; RNA helicase activity; ATP binding. Lineage: Eukaryota; Apicomplexa; Conoidasida; Eucoccidiorida; Eimeriidae. Bases 1 to 2274 code for a protein of 757 amino acids. The record is from RefSeq and is a predicted model, not a curated record.
AUGGGUGGAGUAGAUGUCUCAUUCUUGCCUCCUCCAAAUCCAGGAGCCGCCCCUCCACCGAAGAAGUCUGCCACGCCUCGCACUUCACCGACGCCACCCGCGGCUCCAGCAUCGCCUGUGGCUGCUAGGGAGCCCUGCGCAGGGGCCCCUUGGCCAUACGGGGUAGCUCCUGAACCGUCGAAGCCGCUGAGCCCAGCGAAGCUCAUGAUAGACCCGCAGGAUUCCUGCAGUGGUUAUGUGCCAGUUGUAAUUCAGAGCGCAGCAGAAGACAUGAACUUGCCGCCUCAGCAACACUACGGGCCAGACCUGGGGCCCCAGUCCGACGGGGGCCCCACAAAGCCACUCGUGGGACGAGAAAUGGUUCAGGACAACAUUUUCGCGCUUCUCUCUAGGGGAGCGUCCCUCCACAAAUGCAGCGCCUCCCUUGAUUCCCCUCUGCUGCAAAAACGGCACCAACGAGAAGAGCAGCCACAUGAACCGCAGCAGCAGAAAAAAGCCCCUGCAGAGGAUGGGAGGACGAAGGGGCAAGUAGAAUCUGCGAUGCCCUGCUCGGCGGAGUGCGUCCGUGCUCGGCACUCCAUUGCCGUAAAGGGCCUAAAUGUUGUCCCCUCUCCUUUCCUUUCUUUUGGCGAUCAGAUGCCCUCCGGAACAGCGACAGCAGAUGCCAGGGGCAUCCUCUCCGAUGGCGAUCAAAACUCUGAAGAGGGCCCUAGCAGGCUUCCCGCUUGGCUUGUCUCCCGCCUGCAGUCUCUUGGUUACAAGCAGCCGACCCCCAUUCAGAUGCAGGCGCUGCCUCUACUGCUGAAAGGACACCACAUGCUGGCCUCGGCCCCGACCGGUAGCGGGAAGACCCUUGCUUUCCUGCUUCCUCUUAUUGCCUGUUUAAAGGAUAGAUGCUUUGUUCAGGCAGUGAUAUUCCCAAACCUUUUAGCAACCAUAGGGAAAAGCGUGUGCAUCCGUUUUCUGUGGAACGUCCUGCGGCUUGCGUUCGGCUCAGACGGCACAGGCUUCAAAGCUGCAUUUCCUCAGUCACAUCCAGGGGCUCGAUACGGCGCUGCGGAUGCUGUUUUCGCGACUCCUUUGGCUCUGUUGACGUUGCUAAGGGAGAAGAGGCUGUUGCUGACGGACUGCAACCAUCUUGUUCUCGACGAGGCAGAUCGGCUUCUUGAUUCAGACUUUUCUCCCCAAGUCGAUGCAAUCCUUUCCGAGCUUAAGAGCGCAGCAUCGAGCACGAAGCGAUUGCAUAUUUGUCUCUUUUCCGCUACGCUACCUCCUUCUGUAGUGCUCCUGGCCGAGUCGAUCGCUUACGGUGCUGUCCACCUGAGUGUCGGGAGGGCCAGCGCCGCGGCUCCUCAAAUUGAGCAGGAGUUGGUAUUCUGCACAACUGAGGCUGGCAAGCUCUGGGCGCUGAAGACACUUCGCCUGGAGAGACGGCUCAUACCCCCCUGUUUGAUCUUCGUUGAGACGCAAGAACGGGCAAGUGAGUUGUUGAAGGAAAUGCUUUCUGACGGCAUGCCAGUAGACUUAUUGCAUGCGGCAAAAAGCAAACAGCAGAGGGAUGCAACCGUGGACGCUUUCAGAAUCGGAAAGAUAUGGUUCCUGAUUUGCACUGACCUCGUGGCCCGCGGCAUCGACUUUAAAGGCGUUGCCCUCGUAAUUAACUUUGACCUACCCGCUUCCACUUCGGUGUAUAUUCACCGAAUUGGCAGAACUGGCAGAGCUGGCAAGGAGGGGAAGGCGCUGACAUUUUUCACGUUGGAAGACGUUCCCAGACUACGCCCAAUAGUGCAGAUAAUGCAGAAGAGCCCCAACAGCAAAAUUCCAUCGUUUUUAAGAUCUAAGCUAACUCGCAAUCUGAAGGUCAAGGGACAUCAGAACUACAGGAGUAAUGCACCUCUCCAGAAGCUAACGGGGUCUCGCCGUCGUCGGAAGCCCAUACGGCCGAUUGCAAGAGCAGUAGCCAUGAAGGCUAAGAGACGAUCCUGGGCCAUCGCCGCGUCUCUCGCCAAAAAGAAGCGAGCGCAAGUGACCGAAACUGCAAGUGUUGAAGUGCCCGAUGGUACAAGUGCAACGGCGGCAAGCAGCGCUAACAGAGACAGGGAAACCAAAGCCGGGAAGGAGAAGAAGACACGACAAAAGCACGUAGUCACGGCAAACCAUAAAGUGUCUAAGACCAAAGUAGCGCUUUCUUCUAGUAAGAAGCAUCCUGCCACCCGAACUGUACGUCGGGGAGGUUGCCAGCGGUCAGCGGCACAGCCAAAAGACAAAGGCUAG